CCUUGCCACUUCACAACUGUGAUUUUGCUGCUGCUGUGGCUUGUAAAACCUGCGUUUUCUGAAGGUCUCAGGUGACCCCUGUGAAAGGCUCUUUCAACCUCCCAAAGCAGCCAUGACUAAAGAUUGAGAACCAUUGCUCUAGACAGGAAAAACACAAUUUCCCCAUUUUGUAACUGAAUUGAUUCGAAUAUCUGGAUUUACUGCAUGGUCAUUGUUGUAACCAAAUCGGUGUUGUAACGGUGUAAAGACAGAUAUUAUAAAUCAAGAGAAUAGAACAGAAGGUCCAGAAGUAAGUCAUCUAAUUUUUGACAAAAAUAGUCAACAAUAUGUGGGAGAAAAGAUGACCUCUAUAUCUAAUGAUGCUUGAGAUUAAAAACCUUAAUGUACAAACAGAAACAGGAUUUGGUGGAUAGUCAAGUGUUUGUUGUGAAAACAUGGGGUCCUGAGUUCAGAUUCCCAGAGCCCAUUUAAAGCUAGAGGUUGGUGUAUGUUUUGUCUCUUUGUAUAUUUGGGGUACAAGUUUACAUCAAGUAUUUUGCAAACACCCCACCCCCACCGCAACUUUUCCCUUGGCUUUUCAUUCUCUUAACAGAUUUCUUUUUCCCACAGCAGAAAUUUUAAAAACCUUUUACACAUUGUGAUAAAGUGUUCUAUAUAAUGUCUCCAUGCCAAGAUUUUCUUCCAUGUUUAAUCGCCCCUUCUACCAGCCAGAUGAUGCACCGCUGUUUUUGACAGGAUUUUCACAGAACAAGAUCUCUAACAUUUGGGACUUUCCAUAACAAGUUCCCCCAGUCAGACAGCAGCUCUGAAACAAACCAUGCUCCUCACAACACAGCCACAGCUUGACCUUGGGAGUAGUAUUUCCUGUUAGCUUUGGGGCUGAUUUGACUCGCAAAUCUCUGGCUCUAAUUUUUGCUUUCGCCUUGCAAACCCCCUCUGCUUGAAGGGACCAUAAACUCUGGGAGUGCAACGUAUCUUUCUGGAAGUGUCAAGGAUGCUGCAGAGUCAUAGAAAUCCUAAGGCCAUCUUUGUUUCUCCCUCUCCUUGAGUCUCUUUCUCAAUACGUCCUAAGGUCACACAGGGAGUCAAAAGCAAGACUUGAAACAACUUUACUGCUCCAAGUUGUGCUCCCCGUAACCAUGGAAACCAGACCAGGGACCAGAGCUGGGCAGAGGGGCGUGCAGCCUGCAGGAACCGCAGAGGCCUUCCCUGCACUCCUUGGCUACAGCGCGCGGGUCGCAGCCGAGUCGCCCGCCACCCCGCGGCCACCAGCGGCGCACCCGCUUCCUCGGGGCUCCGCCCCGCCCCGCGCCCCGGAACCCUGCUGAGGGCCCCGGACGUGUCGCAGAGCUGACCGCAGGACCCCCGGAGGCGGACGGCGAGGCAUGGCGACGCGGGCCCGUGGCUUGUCGCUGCUCCGGGGCCGCCUGGGCCGAGGGCCUGCGCGAGCCCCGGGCGUAGCGGAGCGCGCGUGGCGGGGCUUCGGGAGCAGCAGCCGAAGACACGAAGCCGUUAUCAUCUCAGGAACUGAAAUGGCCAAACAGAUCCGGAGAGAACUACAGCAAGGUGUGGAAUCGUGGCUUGCUCUUGGGAACAGGAGGCCUCACCUCAGUAUCAUUUUAGUGGGAGAUAACCCAGCAAGCCACACCUACGUCAGGAAUAAGAUCAGAGCCGCUUCUGCUGUAGGCAUCUGCAGUGAGCUCAUCGUGAAGCCCAAGAAUGUUUCUCAGGAGGAACUUUUGGAUAUCACUGAUCAACUGAACAUGGACCCAAGAGUCAGUGGGAUAUUAGUUCAACUACCCCUUCCAGACCACGUGGAUGAGAGAACAAUAUGCAAUGGGAUCGCUCCCGAAAAAGACGUAGAUGGGUUUCACAUUAUCAAUAUCGGAAGACUGUGCCUUGACCAGCAUUCGCUGAUCCCCGCCACGGCCAGCGCCGUUUGGGAAAUCAUCAAAAGAGCAGGCAUUGAAACAUUUGGGAAAAACGUGGUUGUGGCAGGACGAUCCAAGAACGUGGGCAUGCCGAUCGCCAUGUUGCUGCACACGGACGGAGAGCACGAGCGCCCCGGAGGCGAUGCGACGGUGACCAUAGCUCACAGACACACCCCCAGAGAGCAACUGAAGGCCCAUACUCAGCUGGCAGAGAUUAUCAUAGUGGCUGCAGCUGUUAAGAAGAAGGCCAGCUUUAUCACUCCAGUCCCAGGAGGUGUGGGACCCAUGACUGUGGCCAUGCUUCUGAAGAACACACUUCUGGCUGCCAAGAAUAUCACCUACUAGAUCGCAGGGGAGAGCACACAGAAGGAGUACUGCUGCCUAUUUAUUUGACAACAGGAGAAAUCCUUUCUAUUUUACUACAAAGCUAUUUAUUUCUACAUGUAUUUAUUUUUUCAUGAGUGGAAUCAUUCUGGAACUGAUUAUUUACAUGACUUUAUGCAUUUCUUGCUGAUAGAUUUGAGUCUUAAGAAAAGAAAAUCAAAACAAUUCCAAUGACGAUUGUGGUGGCAAUUCUUUAUUUUAUGGAUGUUUGUUCAUAAUGUUAAAACAAAUGAAGAGUUCAUAUUUAAUAAAUAUAUUUUUGACAUAGCCUACACACUGUAUGUUUUCAAAACUGUAUGUUUGCCAGCUAAAUGGUGCCAUGUAAGCUGUAACUUAAGUUUUGGUAUAACCAUGAUUUUUCUAUACAGUCUAUAUUCUAGGUUGUCUAUGGAGAAGAGCAUUCUGCAAGGCAGUCCUCUGGGAGGUUUAAGAACUGGAAGCUAUUCCAGAAAGCAAAGGCUGCAACGACACGUGAAAAACUGAGAGUGAUUGAUCACAUUGUGUAGUAAAGGCCACGGGUGUUAGGUUUCCACACCGUUCAGUUCAGUUCACUGGUGAUAGGAACAAACUCGCCAACCAAAUGAAUGGACAAAGGCAAACUAAAGUGUUUCCCCACAAACAUCAACCAAAUACAAUGCUGAUGUAUCUUGAGUGAACCUGUCAUUAAAUAACUGUUAGCGAUAUGUUUGUUCACGGGGACAGAUAUCUGAUAGAAUCGUAAUGCUAAGAUUUUGUUGGAUAUUACAAAUAGCUAGUUUUUGUGCACACACAUCUUCUCUUUCCUAGGCUAGUAUUUAGUUCCUAACACAGACACUGUGUUUCUAACACAAUUCAAAUUGGGAACUGUGUGUGACUAUUACUUGAAGGUUAUUUAAUGUAAUUAAAUAGCUAUGUAAUUGGUACUGUGAUUUCACGCCCAAAUCCCAGUAUGUUUAUGUACUAAUAAUGAUCCUUGUUCAAUGCAUGUCUUUAUCAUUGUCCUCCUUGUGUGGAGAUAGACUAGCUGUCUAUCAUUAAUAUCCUGUCCAAUAAAUUAAUAACUGUCCAAUAAAAGCAUUUUGAAGAAGAA
Molecule: messenger RNA, 3384 nt
Organism: Rattus norvegicus (Norway rat)
Lineage: Eukaryota; Metazoa; Chordata; Mammalia; Rodentia; Muridae
Source: RefSeq, a predicted model, not a curated record